Molecule: messenger RNA, 2291 nt
Organism: Colletotrichum phormii
Lineage: Eukaryota; Fungi; Ascomycota; Sordariomycetes; Glomerellales; Glomerellaceae
Exons: 4
Coding region: 415-2193 (592 amino acids)
Source: RefSeq, a predicted model, not a curated record
UCGUUACUGCUGUUGUUUCCUCGCCUUCUUCGAUCAUCUCCUCGAUUUCCUUUCCUGUGUCCCUUCCUGACCUCACCUUGCUUCUUCAUAUUCCUUCGUCGUCCAUCUCUUCUGAUAAUACGCACUUAGAGCAUGCCGAGCCAAGAUCUCGCCCCAUCGCCCAUAGCCGAGGGGCAUGCGCCCAAGAAGCGCAAGAUUCGCAAGGGAACAACAAGCUGCUGGGAGUGCAAACGAAGAAAGGUUCGGUGUCAAUACUCGGACCAAUCUCAAGACAUCUGCAUUUAAUGUCAACGCCGCGACGCCGCUUGUCGGACCCAGGAAUACGAUAACGAUGCGAUAGAACAAGAUCGUGCGGUUGGGAAACAGCAGGAAAUAGAGGCGACAUUGCGAAGGGCCGAAGCGCUACUCGAACAGAUGACUCAAGUAGCCAGUCUUCUCACACCGGGAGCAGAGCGUCUUUCCCAGAACCUAGCUGCCUCCGGAUCCUCGAGCGAGCAAGCACCACUAAGGCCAGAGUCUACGCAACCGGAACCACCGUCAAGGUCUCUGGCUGCUACCCCCUGUCCGAGCAUACAAGUUUUUGACAGUAUUCUGUUCGACGACGUCGAUUACUCGUUGCAGGAUAAUCUGUCGGAAACUAAUGGAGGCAUGGAUGAAGAAUAUGCAGGGUUGUCUCGUAUGCUCCAUGUAUUGCUCCCAUCCCAACAAGAUGCAAAUUCGAUCAUCUCGGCGGGCUACACUGCGGCUUUCCUCCAGUUCUUCACGUUACCCUACCAAGAUCUAUUUCGGGGCAAGAACAGAUCAGUCUCGGCCUUGUCUUCCCUACCCAGAUCCUCAAGCCACCCGGUGCUCCUUGCCCGGACGUUGCUUUACCUCGCCAACGGCCUGCAGAAUCUACCUGCUUCUACGCCCAUUGCGAACCAACUGGAUCUCGGAUGCUGUGCGGAAGAUGCCGUUCAGAAGUAUCUCAGCGGUGUCUCAUGCGUGACCGGAAACGAUGAAUUUACCCCUGAGGAAUCCCCCUACGACCAUCUUGAGCGUAGUCACAGUCAGAUAAUGCGCCACAUCACCGUUCGAAACGAGAGCAUUCAGCUUGGGGACUUCGGGGUCACGCAACAAGUUGACCAAAUGCUGCAGGUGGCUGCCCAGUGGAUGCCUGCCGAUUGGUGGCUAGUUUCAAGCACUCGACUGAGGCAGCACACUUCAAAGCAAAGUGAUAAGGGAAAGCUUAAAGUCAUCCUUCAAAUUUUACUCCAGAUCACUCACUUCAAUCUGUUGAUCCUCCUCCACCUUCCCUACAUGCUACAAUCCAACUGCGGCGCAAAUUACGAGUACAGCAGAGCGGCGUGUUCAAACGCGAGCCGCGAGCUCCCAAGUCGCUAUAUCAAGUUUCGAUGCACGAAUCACAUCGCGUUUUGCUGUAGAGCCAUCGACUUCUCCGCCUUCACAGCAUGCCUCAGCUUGCUCAUCGCACAUAUCGAGAGAUGGAAUCGUGGCUCUGAUGUGGUUGAUUUCCUCGUCCAUCAGAGAGCGAGUGAUCGUGCUUUGGUUCAGGAAGCCAUCGAACUCAUGCUGGAAGUAGACAGUUCCAGCAGUGACUCCCUGCUGAAUCAAACCGCUGCCAUGCUAGAGGCCUUAUCAGAUAUCGAAGCGGAUGCUGCUAGCCGUAUGGGAAGAUCGCCGGGGAACGCAUCUGCUAAAUCAGGAGUUGCUUGUGGCAGUCGGUGCUUACAGCUUAAAGUUCCAGCACUCGGCACCAUCAAGAUGACGCGGAACGGCAUAUCCAUGAUUUCAGGACAAUAUUGCGAGAUGAACAAGUAUGUGGAACCGGGGAGUGCCAUCUCCGAGGCUACUGGCGGACCCGACCAAAGUCAAGAGGAGCAACUUCAACUCCAAGAACAUGAGAAUUUGCUGGAGGAAGGUCCUCAUCACAUAGGUCAUCACAAAAACAGACUUACUUUCGAUGUAGCGGCGGAUGAAACAGACUGGAAUUGGCAAGGUGUUGGUGGCAUGUUCCUCGAGCUGAAUUCUGGAGGAUUAAAAAGUUCCACAGUAGAACCGCAAGCCAACUGCGUGGGCAACGAGUUUUUCUUCAGUAUGUACAGCCCAAGGGCCCAGAUCCAGCUAUUUGUGGGUUUUGCAGUUGACCGCUCGAUGAAAUUAGCAGACAAAAUUGACAUUCCCGCUCAGUGAUGUGUCGAGGCCGAACAAUAUCAAGAUUCCUUCUACGUUCUAAGAUAGUAAAUGUUGGUAUACACGUCAGCAGGGCAACCGUACGGUUGGAACGAAGG